AUGGGUACCUCUCAGAAAACCACCACCCUUUCCGGGCCGCGCCUGCGCGGAGCCAUCGCCAUCACCUGUGGAGCAGCCUUCCUCCUCUUCGGAUACGACCAAGGGGUCUUUGGAGCCGUUGUGAGCCUUCCGUCGUUCCGCCAGCAAUUUGACGAGCCGAGCCCCAAUCUCGAGGGUAUCAUGGCCGCAAUAUAUGACAUCGGCUGCUUUGUGGGCUGCAUUGUGGCCUUCCUAGGUGCGGAAAAGUUCGGUCGCAAAGGCAGUCUGAUGUGGGGAACAUGGAUCAUGGUUGUGGGUACAAUCCUUCAGGCUGCGGCCUUCGAAGAGAUCCAGAUGAUCAUCUCUCGUAUCAUCAGUGGUAUUGGGAAUGGCAUUAAUACGUGCGCGGUGCCUAUGUGGCAAGCGGAAUGCUUUCAGGCCCACAACAGAGGCGCGAUGCUCGUAAUUCAAAGUGCCCUCAUUGCCCUUGGUCAUCCCCUCAGCACAUUCAUGGGGCUUGCCUCAAGCCAGAGUGAGCCUUCCGAAUUCUCCUGGCGUUGGCCAAUCGCCUUCCAGGGUGUGUUUUGCAUCCUUAUCCUCGUGGCACUACCUUUCCUCCCUGAGUCACCUCGUUGGCUAGUUGCUCAUGACCGAGCCGAUGAAGCGCAAGAAGUGUUCGCCAGACUCGCCGGGAGGAGUGGUCUGCCGCCACAGCAUCCACACGUUGUUGCUCAGCUUAACGACAUCAAGGCAAAUGUCGCCGAAGAACGCCGCAUCGGAGAGGCGUCAUGGACAGAAGUGUUCACUGAGGGUAAGCUCCGUAAUUUGAGCCGUGUCCUGCUCGGAGCUGGGCCUUACAUGUUCAAUCAGUGGUCAGGAAUCAACUCUCUCGCCUACUUCCUGCCCAUUACGUUUGAGAGAAACAUUGGUCUAUCCCGCCAGCUCAGUCUAAUACUUGCUGGCGUUCUUGGCCUCCAGUACUUCCUGGUAUCCUGGCUGCCUUACUUCUUCAUGGACCGAGUCGGCCGCCGCACCCUACUGAUAUGGUCCUCGGCCGCCUGCUCCUUAUGCAUGGUCAUCAUUGCAGUAAUGCUCCGCAUCAACACGACUGCGUCUCAAUGGGUUUUCGUCGCUUUCUGCUUCCUCUUCUUCGACGUCUUCUCUUGGGGCAUCCUGCCAGUCUCGUGGAUGUAUGCCUCUGAGAUCAUGCCCUUGCGCACUCGCAACAAGGGAGUUGCUCUAGGAGUGAGCACGCACUGGCUUUCGAACUUUGUGGUCGUCUACGUUACUCCUCAGGCUAUCGAGAAUCUUGGGUAUCGGUUGUACAUUAUCUGGGCAGCACUGAACGCAAGCUUUGUCCCGAUCACAUGGUUCUUUUAUCCAGAGACUGCGCGACGAUCUCUGGAAGAAGUCGACGAAAUCUUCUUGAACGAGAAGUUCGGCAUCACUCAUACUCGCAAGCCUGCGCCUAAGAGGCGACAGGAGUCUUUCUCUAGCCCAGAGUACAAUGGCGACCAUGUUGAUGAGAAAACAAAGGUUGCGAACGAAGAAGAUGAAUAUGCUUCGGCUCGAUGA
Molecule: messenger RNA, 1554 nt
Organism: Cyphellophora europaea CBS 101466
Lineage: Eukaryota; Fungi; Ascomycota; Eurotiomycetes; Chaetothyriales; Cyphellophoraceae
Exons: 6
Coding region: 1-1554 (517 amino acids)
Biological process (GO): carbohydrate transport; transmembrane transport
Cellular component (GO): membrane
Molecular function (GO): carbohydrate:proton symporter activity
Source: RefSeq, a predicted model, not a curated record